Molecule: messenger RNA, 1554 nt
Organism: Leptidea sinapis
Lineage: Eukaryota; Metazoa; Arthropoda; Insecta; Lepidoptera; Pieridae
Gene: U3-55K
Product: U3 small nucleolar RNA-interacting protein 2
Exons: 1
Coding region: 176-1525 (449 amino acids)
Cellular component (GO): small-subunit processome
Molecular function (GO): protein binding; snoRNA binding
Source: RefSeq, a predicted model, not a curated record
UGUCAUAUCAACGUGGUGUUAGGUUAUGUUAAAAAUUCAAAUUUAAUUAAUAUAAAAUAAAAAUAUUCUUAUCGUAGGACCUCGUUCGACUUAAAAUAUUCUUUGCGUUGGAGUGCCCGAGCUGUUGAUUUGUGGAGACAAUAAAUAUUAGUGGUGAAUUUAUAAUUCUAAAGCCAUGUCGUCGUCAUUCUUUUUAAAAGGAAAGUCUAGACAAAUUCUAAAGCGAAAAGGAGAGAAAACCAGCAAGAAGAAAGUUAAAAAGCUGAAAUCUCCAGAUAACCUCGAAAAUGGUCAUGAUUCAUCAGGAAGUGAUUUUGAUUUAAAAAAGUUUUCUGACGCAGAGCAGUCAGACAGCGAUAACGAGACUGCUGAAGAAAAAAAGUUGAGGUUGGCGAAGAAGUAUCUUGAAGAAAUAGAAAAAGAGGAAGCAAAAAGAGCCGAAUUUAAAGAGCUCGAUAGCGCUGUGGAGAAGCGUUUACAAAAAGAUUUAUUGGAACAAAGAGGUAAACUUCGAGUUGAAGUAGCUACCAAGUACAGUGAGACUGCAAUAGAUUAUGUUAAAUUAAUAAGAGCCAGGGAACACAGGCUUUCCUUAACAUGUGUUUGUGUUGCGAGUAAUGGUCAGUAUCUGUUUACGGGUUGCAAAAGUGGUACUAUCAUUAAAUGGAGUAUAAAUGAAAAGAGAAAACUUGGAAGCUUAACUUUCAAAACCCAUGCCAACUUUAUAAAAGGCAGUGUUACUUCUCUAGCAUUGUCAACAGACUGUAAAUAUUUGGCCUCAUCUGAUACAUCUAGUGACAUUCAAAUUUGGGAUCCACAUUCACUAAAACAUAUUCAUGUAUUCAAAGGUCAUAAAGGAACUGUUAUAGGUGUAGUGUUUAGGAAAAAUACACAUUUUUUAUAUUCAGCAAGUAAGGAUAGAUCUGUUAAAAUUUGGUCAUUAGAUGAAAUGGCAUAUGUGGAAACAUUAUUUGGGCACCAAUCACCAAUAACAUCAAUAGAUGCCUUAACACGAGAGAGAGCUGUUACAUCGGGAGGAAGAGAUACAACUAUAAGAAUAUGGAAAAUUGUGGAAGAAUCACAGCUGAUUUUUAAUGGUCCUAUUGGUAGUCUUGAUGAAGUGAAGCUUUUGGAUGAAGAACAUUUUGUGUCUGGUAGUGAUAAUGGAACUAUAGCCCUUUGGAGUGUAUUAAAAAAGAAACCAAUGUACUCAGUGCCCGAAGCUCAUGGGUCUGAAAAUGAAGUUUCUAGAUGGAUAACAAGUUUGGCAACACUAUUAAAUUCUGAUCUUUUUGCAUCUGGUUCAUAUGAUAAUAAUAUAAGAUUAUGGCGAGUUUGUGAUUCAUAUAAAAAGUUUGAGCCAAUGUUUAGCAUAGAGAUUAGUGGUUUUGUAAAUUGUAUACAAUUUUCUGCUGAUGGACAGCAGUUAUAUGCAGCAGUUGGACAAGAACACAAGUCUGGAAGAUGGUAUAAACAAGGGAAUGCUAAGAAUGGGUGCCUAGUUAUAAAAUUUAAUGUAAGCUGAUAAAAAUAAAAAGUUUUACAAAAUUUUAA